Molecule: messenger RNA, 1272 nt
Organism: Rotaria sp. Silwood1
Lineage: Eukaryota; Metazoa; Rotifera; Eurotatoria; Philodinida; Philodinidae
Source: the annotation of a GenBank genome assembly
AUGUUGGCCGAAGAACUUAAUAGUAAAGAAUCACGUGAACUUCUGUCGGCAGUAGAUCGAAUGCGAGAAAUUUUACAGGGAAAUCAAAUUUGUUUACCAGAAAUAGUCGUUGUCGGUGACCAAUCUGUAGAAUUACGUAUGAAAGUAACAACAGGUGAUGAAUAUGCUAUUAUACAUAAUAGUCAAACUCCGGUAGAUGCAAUGAAAACUAUCUAUGACAUGGAAGAUAUUGCUGAUGAAGUUAUUCGUCUAACCAAUGAUAUUGCAGGAAAUGGAACUAAUGUUAGUUCACAUCCAAUCUAUUUGACAGUUUACAAGCGUAAUAUACCAUAUGAUUUGACAUUGAUUGAUUUACCGGGUAUAACUCGAAAUCCUUUACCUGGUCAAGCAAAAGAUAUUCAUGCUCAAAUUUUAACCUUAAUUAACAAGUAUAUCGAACCAUCAACUGCUGUUGUUUUACAUGUAAUUCCAUCGUCUGUUGAUUUUUCAACAUCGGAAUCGACGAAAUUAGCUAAAGAAUUUGAUCCUGAUUGUGAACGACAACUAAUUGCUGUUUCAAAAAUUGAUAAAUAUGAUAAAGGUAUAGCCAAAAAAUUAGUUGGCGAAGGACCAGGUUCAAUGAAACUUCAAUUGGGUUGUGUUGCUGUACUAAAUCGAAAUCAAGAUGAAAUUGAUUCAAAUGUUUCAUUUGAAGAAAUGAAGGAACGUGAAAGGCAAUUUUUCAUAAAACAUCGUGAAGCUUUUCAAAAUUUAUCUGAUGAAUAUAAAGGUGUUGAUCAAUUAGUCAAAAAAUUAGCUACAAUUCAACAUAGUCGUAUUCGUUCAACACUGCCUGAAACUAUUGAAAAAUUAAGAAAUCAAAUUCGUAAUAAAAGGCUCGAGCUUAAAAAUAUUCCAAUGGCUAUGACAACCGAACAUGAAUGUUGGAGUAAAUUUCAAUCAAUGAUCGAUGCAUUUCGUGAAAGUAUUCAAGCUAAAGUCAAUGGUGAUUAUGAUUGUGAAAUACGAAGUAGUAUGUUUAAUGUAAAUAGUAAUGCAUCUGGAAAUACAAAUAAUACUACAACAGAAGCUUCGAGUCGUACCAAAGUAGCAUUUGUUUCUGUAUCUGGUGAUGAUCAUAUAGCAUAUCAUCUUUAUAAAUUUCUACAAAAAUUUCAGGAAGCACUACGCAAUAGUUUUUCGGAUUUUUCUACUGUUGAUUAUCCCUUUCCGGCCGGCUACUCGAAGACAGCAAGCAAAAAUUUCAACUUCUAUAUAUUCUUUGUCUUUUAG